This is a messenger RNA of Capsicum annuum, 1040 nucleotides long. RefSeq names its product peroxiredoxin-2E-2, chloroplastic. Gene Ontology annotation, biological process: cellular response to oxidative stress; cell redox homeostasis; hydrogen peroxide catabolic process. Gene Ontology annotation, molecular function: thioredoxin peroxidase activity. The record is from RefSeq and is a predicted model, not a curated record. Lineage: Eukaryota; Viridiplantae; Streptophyta; Magnoliopsida; Solanales; Solanaceae. Bases 230 to 919 code for a protein of 229 amino acids. The transcript has a single exon. Gene Ontology annotation, cellular component: cytoplasm.
UAAAAGUGCAUCUUUUAAAACUAAGUGGGUUGUUCAUGUAAUAAACUAAUGCUAAAGCCUAGAUGGGAUCAACAAUGAAAAUGUCAUCUACCCUAAAAAAAUCUUUGCCCCUUCUUACCAAAUUGACCCUUCAUAGUUUUUUUUCAUCCAUAUCCUUAAAAAGGCCACAAACAACUUCAACAAAAACCAAACAACAAUUUUGUGUACCACAUUUCUCCAUCAAACAACAAUGGCUGCCACUAUAACAGCUGCCAUUUCCACUCUCCCAAAACUCUACAAAUCCACCUUAGCUCCAAAACCCAUUUCCCUUCUUUCCCAAAAAUGCCCUCUCUCUUCUUCAUUUUCUAUUCCAUUCAAGGUACAACUCCCAAAGCUCAACGUACAACACCUCAAUGCUCACACCAAAACUACAUUUCCAAGAAUCUCCGCUACAAUCUCCGUAGGAGACAAACUACCCAAUUCAACACUUUCCUACUUCGAUCCAUCCGAUGAACUCAAAACCCUUUCAGUCUCCGAACUCACAUCUGGUAAAAAGGUUGUCCUUUUUGCUGUUCCAGGUGCAUUUACACCAACAUGUUCGCAGAAACAUCUACCUGGUUUUGUGGAAAAGUCUAAGGAGUUAAAGGACAAAGGGAUUGAUGUAAUUGCUUGUGUUUCGGUUAAUGAUGCUUUUGUGAUGAAAUCUUGGAAGGAGAAUUUGGGAAUUGGUGAUGAAGUUUUGCUUUUGAGUGAUGGGAAUUUGGAGUUUACUAAGGCUAUUGGAUGUGAACUUGAUCUUAGUGAUAAGCCUGUGGGACUUGGUGUUAGGUCUAGGAGAUAUGCUAUGCUUGUGGAGGAUGGUGUUGUUAAGGUUUUGAAUUUGGAAGAAGGUGGUGCGUUUAAUGUUAGUAGUGCUGAAGAUAUUCUCAAGGCUCUUUAGGGGUUUAGUUGUUUUGUUUUGUUGUUGUUUAUGUCUUUUGAGGGAAUGUUGAUGACAAUCUUGAGGUUAAAAUGUCUCUGUUAUUAGUCUUUGUGAUGAAUAAUACAGAUGUCUUUAGAGA